Molecule: messenger RNA, 2208 nt
Organism: Ceratosolen solmsi marchali
Lineage: Eukaryota; Metazoa; Arthropoda; Insecta; Hymenoptera; Agaonidae
Gene: rasp
Product: protein-cysteine N-palmitoyltransferase Rasp
Exons: 6
Coding region: 49-1617 (522 amino acids)
Biological process (GO): protein palmitoylation
Cellular component (GO): endoplasmic reticulum
Molecular function (GO): palmitoyltransferase activity
Source: RefSeq, a predicted model, not a curated record
GUCGAAUUACGGCGCGCUGGAUUUCAAUCUUGUUUACGUUCAGUUGCAAUGCCAGGAACAUCGAAACAAGCCAAAUUAAGUCGUACUGAGAGCAGCAUCUACGCCACGCUCUGGAUCAUCGCCGUUUUUUACUCCAUUUAUUGCUUUUAUUCAUCGCCCGAGACGCAAUUUAUUAAUUAUGUUGAUACUUACAAUGACUUCAAACCUGGAUGGUCAUUUCUCAAUCGAAAAAUUGAUGUUUCUGAUGAAGAGUGGAGAUUGUGGAUACCUCUUAUUUACAAACUUAUUCCUUGGAUUAUUGUACAUAUUUUUAUAAGUCAAUAUUUAAAAUACCUUUGUAGUGAUACGGCCGUAAUAUACAUUUGGUAUAUUUUAAUAUCAAUUUUAUUUUUAUGGAACUACUUUGGAUUAUUAAGUACAUUAUGUACACUCCUGCUACCAUGUAUAUCGUGUUUAUUGACUUCACUUCAAAGUAAAUCACUUUCUUGGCUUAUACAUUCCAUAACGUUAGUUAUUAUAAAUUGGGCAAAAGUGUCAGAUGUUAUUUUUAUGGAAUGGUUAUUGCUCACAGCCGAGCAUCAUUAUAUAUUGACAACAGCUAUCUGUUGGAUUCAACUUAGAAGUAUUAGCUAUAGUAUAGAUAGCAUUGGAAUGUAUAAACACAUUGAUACAUGUGGAUUUUUUAAGGAUUUGCUUAAAAAUAUAGCAUACUGUUUAUAUUUACCGACUCUCUUCUUAGGUCCAGUUAUUCUUUACCAACAGUUUACUGAUGGUAUUGAUAAACCAUUUACAGCAUGGAACAAGACAAAAAUAAUUACGACAGUUUAUAAUGUAAUGCGUUACUCAUUUUGGAUACUUUUUACGAAUAUUUGUUUACACUAUUUAUAUUUUAACGCAUUGCUAUUUCAUGGACAUAUUGUAGCAGAACUUAGUCCAUGGGCUUUUUAUGGACUUGGUUAUUGUAUGGGGCAAUAUUUUUUAAAUAAAUAUGUUGUAGUCUAUGGAGUCGUAUCAAUUGUAUGUAAAGCUGAAGACAUUGAAGCACCUGUUCAACCAAAAUGCAUUGGUCGAAUCCAUUUAUAUUCUGAUAUGUGGAAACAUUUUGAUAGAGGAUUAUAUAAAUUUCUUUUGAAGUAUAUUUACAUUCCGUGUAAUCCAAAAUCGUCUUAUGGAAAAUUUUUUGCUUCAGCUUUAUGUUUUGCAUUUAUAUUUCUGUGGCAUGGUUUGAAUUUUCCCAUUUUCAUUUGGGCAUUUUUAAAUUUUUUAGGUCUUUUGCUAGAAAAUAUAGUGAAAUCUACAAGCGCAUAUUUUUUUGAAAAAAUUUUACAUAAUAGUUUAAGCCCUCAAAAUAAAAGAAGACUGGAAUGUAUACUAAUAAGCCCUCUAUUAGCAUUUUCUGCCAUUGCAAACUUUUAUUUCUUAGCUGGAGAUCAAAUUGGAAAUAUGUAUAUAUGGAGAAUUAUAAAAGAUUCUUGGCAAAUUAAUUUUAUAUUAUUAUUUAUCUUAUACUGCUGCUGCCAGACAUGUAUAGAAAUUAAACAAAUAGAACAGAUGAAUUCUUUAAAAAGUAGAAAGGAUAUUGAAAUCAAAAUGUACAAGAAAUUAAGUAAUUUUUAAGAUUUAUAGAUAUAAGUACAAAAUAUGUAUAAAAAUACAAUGACUACAUACACUUUUUAUGAUAAAAAGCUAUAAAUCGAUAUAUGUAUGCAGAGUACGAUAUCCUACAAUUUCUUAAUUAUUAAUGCAUAAGUGACUUAAAUAAAUCUAUUCAUACAAUGUUCUUUUUAUAUUAAGAAUGCUGUAAUUAUUACUAAUUGGUUUCACAAUUGCUUUUUGUUAGAAUAAGGCACAUUCUGUGUAUUGUAAAGCUUUAAAUUUUCUUGCGAUCAUAAUCACAUGAAGGAAUGGAAUUAAGCACACUGGCAAAACAGUAAGGAAAACUCCUCAUCUUAUUUCGUUUUGAAAUGAAUAGAAAAAUUUUGCUUGAGAAUAAUGCAUAACUUACAAUAUAUAUGGAUAUUAAUUAUCAAAUUCGUUGCUUCAAUAUUUGGCAAUAGAUCAAUAUAAUCUGAAGUUUAUAUACAUUUUUAGUAUGUUUCUAUAAUUUUCUUGUUUCCAACACUGAUAUAUUUUUUACAUUUAUUAUUUAUCGAAGCAUUUUUAAAGAUUUACAUAUGAAAAAUUGAUACCAUUCAAGUUAACUUAUUU